Molecule: messenger RNA, 2683 nt
Organism: Vicugna pacos (alpaca)
Lineage: Eukaryota; Metazoa; Chordata; Mammalia; Artiodactyla; Camelidae
Source: RefSeq, a predicted model, not a curated record
CAGCCCACGGGCGGGUUAGCACACACCCGCCAGGAGGGAGGAGAGGAAGAGGAGGAACGUGCAGACCUCCCAGGGCAGGGAGCUGAAGCCACAGGACCAGUUCCCAGCAGGGAUUCCCUCGCCUGCGCUGGGCAGCGGUGGCACUGGCUCCCCACUUCAGUGGCCGCCCCUUGUAAUUUGACACUUGAAUCUCCCAGACGACCAACAACAAAAAAGCCCAGGCCGUAACAGCAGCUGGCUGUCAGCAGCCAGGAGCUCCGCUGAGCUGGGCAGAGGCACCCAGGGAGCGGCCGGCCGUGGGUCAGGAAAGAGGCGUCAGCAAAGGAAGGAAGCAGUGUGAGUGGUGGAGAGGCGCGGAGGAGAAGCGCUCAGAGGCUGCCGGGCUCCGAACACCUGAGCUCCCAGGCAGCUGCAGUUGGAGUAUCAGCUUUGCAAGGAGGAAACAGGGACGCUUCAGAGUGGCAGCUGUCCGGCCUGCGGAUGCCUGCCUGCUCUGUCUCAAGGUUCUCUGUGCCAGGAGAUGCCACACAAAGGCAUGUUUUCUAGUCCCUCCAGCUCUGCCAGCCUUCCCCUCGGCCCGGCUCAUGUUCCCCCUCCGCUGGCUGCCACUCCAGGGGAGGAGCACCCUCCGAAGUCUCCGGGAAGGGCCAUGCAGGCAGCCAGGCCAGGGGAAGCCACCAGUUGCUCUGGCUGCUUCUAACCCAGGCACUACCGAGCAUGGGGUUGAGAGGACUCUGGUUUCCCUGGUUCGCAGGUAGGAAGUACAGUUUGAGAGGAAUGUGGUGGACCUGAGAUAGACUGGAAACAUAUAGAGAAUUAUCAGUAGCCCCACUAGGCUUCCCUGCCCUCCUCCCUCCAAACCUGGGAAGGUAAAGGGGACAAGAGGCAGCUGGCCCCAGAGCACCCAUGCUCCCCAGGCCACAGCUGGGAACACUUAGGGCUCCCUACAGUGCAACAGCUGGGGCACAGGCCACACGGUCACCUGACGACUGCCGGUUAUAUCGGGCACCAGGCAUCAAGCACCCCUUGGCCUCGCUUUAAAUAGCCCGCUGGGAAGCCCUCCUGGGACCUGCUGGAAUGUGCCUCCGCCCUCCCCUCCAGCCCCACCACAGUCCCCACAAAGGCUCUCCUCAAGGCCAAGCUGGCGAUAACAAAACAGCAACGGAAAAGCAAAGGGGGCUUCAAUCUUUGAGGGCGAACAGCCGUGCCCAGUAGCCCCACUCCUGUUCCUGGUGCAGAGAGGAUCCAGUGAGCAGCCCUGGGUCAGUCCCCAGGGCUGGGCACAGCUGGCCAAUUCAGGUCCCCAGAGGCCCACGGCGUCCAUGCUCAUGGACCGACACACUUCCCAGAGUGAGGCCCGGGUCCCCCAGGCAUGAGUCUGCAGCUUUCUGAUUUCAUAACCCCUGGAGAACGGCUGACUUCAGAGGCGAAGCUUCUGAUCAACAAGCCCCACCUCCCCUGAACAGCGGUUCAGCCUCGGCCCCACCUUCCUCCUCCCUGCUCCAGAAAUCACGCCCCUCGGACUGACCCGCAUCCACGCCACCUCUCACUCACAAGUGGAGGCGCCCCCUCUGCAACCCCUCCUGGGCCUUUGGGAGUGAUGGACAUAGGUGUAAAAGCCCUCUGCCCACCCGCCCUCCACUGCUUCCUCUUUCAAGGAGUGUCUCUGAUGGCUACAUUAGGCAACACAGGCACCGGGCCAAGCAAGUUGAAAAACCAAACCAAGUGUAGCCGAAGAGGGGAGGGCAAAAGCAGCCCAGGGCUUGAGUCAGCCCACUGGCCCCAACUCCAUGAAUGAGAGCAGCAGGCGGGCUCUGGUCCUCCUGGAAACCCAGGAAGUGGGAUGCCCGGAGGCCCCAGAACAAGGAGGGGUCCACUCCCCUGUAUGAGCCUGCUCUCCUGGUCGGCGGAGAGCUCAGGAGGAACCCCGGCGGGAGCCUGGCGCAGCAUGGCCGCUGCCAACUUCGUGCAGGAGAUGCAUGCCAUCGGAGAGAGGCUGCUGCUCAGGCUGCAGAGGCUGCCCCAGGCCGAGCCCGUGGAGAUUGUGGCCUUCUCGGUCAUUGUCAUUUUCACAGCCACCGUUGUGCUCUUGCUGCUGAUAGCCGGCAGCUACUGCUGUGCUCAGUGCUGCUGCCCUGCGCGGAGAGGCAGGAAGGUCCAGGUGGGCCCCAUGACCCCACGGUGAGGGACCGGGCGACAACCGAGGAGACCACCAAAGCCAUGACCCAGGGUGUCAGCCUGGCCCUACAGCCCUCACCCCUCAAGACAAAGAUCUAAGGCCCCAGCUCUGGCCUGGCCCAGGAACCCAGACACUGACUGAUACCUGGAGCCUCAUCAAGGAAAACAGGACCGUUCCGGCCACAAAACCCUCAUCUGCCAGUGAACACUGGGUGCUGAGGAGGAGUCAACUAUUUCAGAGACUGAGGAAACCACUGAGGAUUCUUUGCCUUCCUGUACUUUCUAACAAAACACAGCAGCAGGGUCCCCAUUCCUGGGUGGAGAACAGCCCGCACGUGUGGGGAGCUGGCCUUGGGGCUCCAACGCCAAAGAGGAGCAGGCCCACCAGAAGGACUUCGUGCAAGAGCUCCUGGAUCCCCAGCUCCCCCGACAGUGGGGACAUGUCUGUGUUCUGUUCCAGGAUUUGCCCAUUUCUUUCCCAGUAAAAGCUUUUUGGUUAUGUGUU